Messenger RNA from Corapipo altera (White-ruffed manakin), 1763 nucleotides. It is a transcript of the gene PCBP2, whose product is annotated as poly(rC) binding protein 2. The record is from RefSeq and is a predicted model, not a curated record. Gene Ontology annotation, biological process: positive regulation of transcription by RNA polymerase II. The transcript has 15 exons. Gene Ontology annotation, molecular function: mRNA binding; single-stranded DNA binding. NCBI's taxonomy places the organism in Eukaryota, Metazoa, Chordata, Aves, Passeriformes, Pipridae. Gene Ontology annotation, cellular component: nucleoplasm; cytoplasm; nucleus. Bases 51 to 1196 code for a protein of 381 amino acids.
CACCGCUCACCCAAGGCCCGAGCGCUGCCACAGCCUGAGCCGACCCCACCAUGGACACCGGAGUCAUCGAAGGGGGUCUCAAUGUCACACUCACCAUCCGGCUACUCAUGCACGGAAAGGAGGUGGGAAGCAUCAUUGGGAAGAAAGGGGAGUCCGUGAAGAAGAUGCGUGAGGAGAGCGGAGCUCGCAUCAACAUCUCGGAAGGGAACUGCCCCGAGCGGAUCAUCACCCUCGCGGGACCCACCAACGCCAUCUUCAAAGCUUUUGCGAUGAUCAUUGACAAACUGGAAGAGGACAUCAGCAGCUCCAUGACCAACAGCACAGCUGCCAGCCGGCCCCCGGUCACCCUCCGACUUGUGGUCCCUGCCAGCCAGUGCGGGUCCCUCAUUGGGAAGGGAGGCUGCAAGAUCAAGGAGAUCCGAGAGAGCACGGGGGCACAGGUCCAGGUGGCAGGGGACAUGCUGCCCAACUCGACUGAGCGAGCCAUCACCAUUGCUGGGAUCCCACAGUCCAUCAUCGAGUGCGUCAAACAGAUCUGCGUCGUCAUGCUUGAGUCUCCCCCGAAGGGUGUCACCAUCCCGUACCGACCCAAGCCAUCCAGCUCUCCCGUCAUCUUUGCAGGCGGCCAGGACAGGUACAGCAGCGGCAGUGCGAGCUACCCCCACACCGCCCCAUCCAUGUGCCUCAACUCUGACUUGGAGGGACCACCUCAGGAGGCCACCCGGCAGCCACUGCAUGGCAACGAACUUGGGCCAAUUCCAGCCUGGGCUGCAGUUCUUCCGGCCUAUACCAUUCAAGGACAGUAUGCCAUUCCACAGCCAGAUCUGACCAAGCUGCACCAGUUGGCAAUGCAACAGUCACACUUUCCAAUGUCUCAUGGCAACACUGGAUUCAGUGGCAUUGACUCCAGCUCUCCAGAGGUGAAAGGCUAUUGGGGUUUGGAUGCCUCUGCUCAAACCACCUCCCAUGAACUUACCAUUCCAAACGAUCUGAUUGGCUGCAUCAUCGGGCGUCAGGGCGCCAAGAUCAACGAGAUCCGCCAGAUGUCCGGGGCGCAGAUCAAGAUUGCCAACCCCGUGGAAGGAUCUACUGACCGGCAGGUGACCAUAACUGGAUCUGCAGCGAGCAUCAGCCUGGCCCAGUAUCUAAUUAAUGUCAGGCUCUCCUCGGAGACCGGGGGCAUGGGCAGCAGUUAGGGGGGCCCCGGACCCCCCCAGCCUCGCCAUCCAUCUGCGACCCCUUUAGCACCGACCCAGGUUUUAACUAGUUUGUACAUUUUCGGUUCCUCCAGCCUCGCGCCACUCACCAGGUUCAGUUGGUUUCAUUUUUGUUCUGGUUUUUGUUUUUGGUUUUUUUUUUUUCGGGUUUUUUUGAAUUAAAAGACAAAAAGCAUUUUAAUUCCUUUCGUUCAGCUCUCUUAAAAAAAAAAAAACUGCUGAACCCCAAAUCUUAGUUUUAUAAAGCUUCUCUCUCCUCUCCCCUCCCUUUCCCCGCACCUCCCUCCCUUUCUCCCCCCCCUUCCAUCCUUUUUUCGGCUCAUGAAGUUUCUGUUUUUGUCAUAAAAUGUUAAGAGUGGAAAUAAAAAAAAAGGCAAAAAAAACCCAAACCCACAAAAAAAAAAAAAAAAAAAAAAAAAACACAAAAAAACAACAUUUCAGUUUAGUUCUGUAACGUCAGGAAAUUUUUCAAAAAAAAACUGAAUAAAAAGAUGGACUGGAGCUUUUCCUUGUGAAUAGAACCUGCAGGAUAUUUUGGUUAAUGGA